Molecule: messenger RNA, 1842 nt
Organism: Chelonoidis abingdonii (Abingdon island giant tortoise)
Lineage: Eukaryota; Metazoa; Chordata; Testudines; Testudinidae
Gene: CDKN2D
Product: cyclin dependent kinase inhibitor 2D
Cellular component (GO): nucleus
Molecular function (GO): protein binding
Source: RefSeq, a predicted model, not a curated record
GCCGCCGGCCCGCUCCUGGCCGUAGGCGCCCGCAGCAGGGUCCCCGCCCGGCCAUGCUGCUGGGGGACGAGAUCAGCGCCGGGGACCGGCUGAGCGGAGCCGCCGCCCGGGGGGACCUGGCCGAGCUGCGACGCCUCCUGCACCAGGAGCUGGUUCAUCCUGACUCGCACAACCGCUUCGGCAAGACGGCGCUGCAGGUGAUGAUGUUCGGCAACGUGUUUGUGGCAGAGGAGCUGCUGAAGCAGGGCGCCAGCCCCAACAUCCAGGACGAGGCUGGCCGGGCACCUGCCCACGAUGCCGCCCGCACUGGCUUCCUGGACACCCUGCGCGUGCUGGUGGAGCACGGCGCCGAUGUCAACGUGCCCGAUGGGGCGGGGGCACUGCCCGUCCAUGUGGCCGUCCGGGAGGGGCACGUGGAGGUGGUGCAGUACCUGGCGCCCGAGUCCAACCUGCAGCACCGCGACGCCGAGGGCCGCACCCCACUGGAGCUUGCCCGUCACCUGGGCCUGUCGCACCUCGAGGCCAUCCUGGGGCAGCACCUGUCUGCCCCCGUGUAACACCUUCCUGGGCAGAAGGUGGGUGGCUCCUCCGGGGACACCCCAAUUCCACCGUUGCACCUGCCCCAAAGGGACUUGCCUGCCCCCUCCCGUCCUAAAUCCCGGCCCAUGUGAAGGCAGCUCCCCACCUACCUCAGAGUUCGUCUUUAACUUUCACUGUUGUUCCUAUUUAUAUUUUUUGUGGGUGCUUUUCUCCCCUCCUAGGAUGUUCCCGAGUGGGGGAGGGGCUUCUCCCCACCCUCUCCUCUUUGCCUCCCUGCUCCCUUCUGGGUUGCUGACCUGUUGAGGGGAGGGGGAAUGCCUGGUUUUGCUGCCCAUAAUUCAAACUCAGAUCCCUGGGUGGCUUGCACCCGGGAGAAGUACCUGCCUGCGGUGGGGGGAGGGCACGGUGACACAAUGGUGCUGCCGUUGCAAAGCCGGACCUUCCCUGCCCCCUCCCACUUCAGUACAAAGUGGAGGGGGGGCAUUGUGUGGCUCCCCAGGAGAGAGCUCCGUGCACAGUGUUCUCUGGUCUCUCCCGUCCCCUGUAUCUGCCAUCCCCCCCCUCCCGUGUACAGUGUUGUUUUGCGAGUGUCCGUUUUGCAUUGAAUCCAGCCAGGAGGGGUGCAGGGUUGGCGAGGGGCACUGGGAACUGUGGCAUGCAAAGGAUUAACGGGACCGAGCUAAUGGGGGAGCAGGAGGUUAGAGCCCAGCCCAGUGGGGGGCUGCUCCUGUCUCAGAGCAGCGCUGGAUUUGAGUAGGAGCUAUGGGGCAAAUACCUGUGUCUAGGGCUGGCCAGCAGUUGGGAUCCCCCAUGGCCAUGCAUGGGGCUGCUAUUAAAGGGGGCGUCCCCCUGUUGUCCAUGGGGGUUCCACAUCCAGUCCCAGCUCUGUGCCUUGUGCCCCUCCUUGGUCCAGGCUGCCCUGGAGACUACACAUCCCAGCAUGCAAUGCAGCUCACACCAGGCUCUGUGGUCUCGCCAAGCCACGCUCCAGCCACGUUUUGGGGGCUGGUGGCUGGUGUUUUCACUCCUCUGCUAGGCCCCUCAGGGACGGGCGAGCAGUGUCCCGCCCCCCCAGCCAGCGCCCGUGUGUUUGAAACAGAAUUGUCUUUGCCUUGAAAACGUUUGAGCUUGAUUCUUCCGGCAGCAGCCUCUUCCCCGGAUGAAUUGGUGGAUCUGCGCUGUGUACAUAGUGUUUUUUUUAAAACAGAGAAAAGAUUAAACCAGAUUCUAUUUAUUGUGCUUUGGAGGAAAUGUUGGGGGAUAAUUUAAUGUUUUUAACCAUUAAAUAAAUAUUUGUGGAUU